Cydia fagiglandana is the source of this 3613-nucleotide messenger RNA. RefSeq names its product zinc finger protein 501-like. The transcript is spliced from 3 exons. Lineage: Eukaryota; Metazoa; Arthropoda; Insecta; Lepidoptera; Tortricidae. The coding region runs from base 40 to 1212 and encodes 390 amino acids. The record is from RefSeq and is a predicted model, not a curated record.
GUCGCUGAAAAGAACGAGGUUGUAGAGCAUCAAGAAAUCAUGGCCUCAGGGAUGUCCUGUUCUGUCCGUCUUGAACGCAUGCAUGUGGACAUGGAGCUCCGUACAUACAGGAUUGGUGACAACCUUUAUGAGUUCCUGCAUUUCCCCAGCUGCGAAGACACUACAGGAAAGGAAAAGACAAAGGAUCGAGAUCAACUUAAAAACAAAAUCAGGAUAGCAGAUGAAUCUAUAAAGACUGAAAUUUCACUUGAUCAUCAGAAAAACAAAACCGAAAUAACAGAAGAAUCUAUAAAGAUUGAAAUGGCCCUUGAUCUUACAGAGAUGCUAUAUCAAUGUGCCUAUUGUACUUACUCCAGCAACCAGAUGGCACAUUUACACCUUCAUCAACUUCAACAUACUGUUGCAAAUGUCGACCACAAGGCAUAUUUACAUGUUGAUCAAAGUAAAUAUACUAUCGAAAAAGUCGAAAAGCCUCACAAAUGCUCCUACUGCAGCUAUACUGCCUGUAUUAAAAGCCUUAUAAAAAUACACGAGAGGAUACACACUGGUGAAAAACCUUACAAGUGUAAGUAUUGCAGUUACGCUAGUGCCACAAGCAAAGUACUAAGAAUACAUGAAAGAAUACACACUGGCGAAAAGCCUUAUCAGUGCCAAUACUGUACUUACGCCAGUGCCAAGAAAUGUGCACUAAAUCUCCACGUAAGAACACACACAGGUGAAAAGCCUUACGAGUGUAAAUACUGCGGCUACAGGGUUGCCAAUAAAAGUCAUAUGACAACCCAUGAAAGAAUACACACUGGUGAAAAGCCAUACAAAUGUAACUACUGUAGCUACGCGAGUGGCCAUAAAAGCGAUGUAAAUGUUCAUGAAAGGAUUCACACUGGCGUGAAACCAUACACAUGUAACUACUGUGAUUACGCUAGUUAUCUAAAAAGUACUAUAAAAGUACACGAAAGAAAACAUACUGGUGAAAAGCCAUACAAAUGUACUUACUGUAGUUAUACUACUGCCCAAAAAGGGCAUUUAAAGGCACAUGAAAUGACACAUACUGGUAUAAAACCCUACACAUGUGAUCAAUGUGAUUUUGGUAGUAUGUUUAAAAGCAGCCUACUAGAACACAAAAAGGGCCACAUGCACCAACCGCAAGUGACGGAAACUGGGCCCCUUUCGCAAGUGCCCGGUGACCAUAUAGAUGUAAUAAGCGGCAACUAAGAUAAUGAAGGCACUAAUACAUUUACGUACCAAUGUCGGCGGCGGAUCGUAAGAUCAGGCAUAUCGUGAAAUUCCUAGUCAUAUCGUGAAACGUGAAAAUCUUUGACUCGUUCCCUGAGUCGACGUAGCGGGGCUCCUAUUUCUGGGCAGUUUGCCCUUCCGGCAUCUGAAGCAACCUAACAAACCUAUCCUACCUAUAUAUUGGUUUAAUGUGACUAUCGUCAAAACAUUACAUAGGCACAUCACUAUCUGCCUGAUCUUACGAUCCGCCGCCGACACCGAUACCGAUACGGGAUAUAGUACCGAUGCACACAAAAAAUGUGUUCGUGUGUUAGUCAAUCCGAAUAGAAUAGAAUAAAACUUUAUAAAGAAACUUUUUAAACUUUUUUUUUUGUUUUUUUUUUUUUAAACUUUAUAAGUAAAUGAAACAGUCGCUUCUUAGCGAUAAUACCGCCUGUCGUUGCCUAACUUUCAACUGUAAUUCAUUUUCUGUGUAUUUUUAACUUACAUUUACAUUUUUAAGGGCCACUUGUACCAUUCCAAUAACCCGGGGUUAACCGGUUAAACCUCGAGUUACCAUAGUUACUAGUACAAUUUGACACUGGGUUAUCAGUUUAACCGCUUAACCCCGGAUUAGUGGGAUGGUGCAAGUUGCCCUUAGUUACAUAAUUCAGACCCAAGUGCAACAGUAUUAUUUUAUAUACGUGUAUGUUUGACGCAUCAAAAAGAGAAAUAGAGAUAGCUGCAAACCUUAUUUUAUUAAACAUGGCACUCACUCUACCAAUUAUUUACAUUUUAGAAUUAGACAUGUGUGUCAGAAACAAGUGCGAGUCGGACUCGCGCACAAAGGGUUCCGUACCGUAAUGCAAAAAAAAAAACGGUCACCCAUCCAAGUACUGACCACUCCCGACGUUGCUUAACUUUGGUCAAAAAUCACGUUUGUUGUAUGGGAGCCCCAUUUAAAUCUUUAUUUUAUUCUGUUUUUAGUAUUUGUUGUUAUAGCGGCAACAGAAAUACAUCAUCUGUGAUAAUUUCAACUGUCUAGGUAUCACGGUUCGUGAGAUACAGCCUGGUGACAGACGGACGGACGGACGGACGGACAGCGAAGUCUUAGUAAUAGGGUCCCGUUUUACCCUUUGGGUACGGAACCCUAAAAAAAUAUAGAUGAGAUGUUCAGAGGGCUACCAUAUAAACUAGAACUACCUACGCCAGUAUUAAGAAUAUAUUUACUGAGAAAGCCUUCAUUACUCGGUCGUGAAAUAUUAUAUUCAAGUCCCGAUUUUUAUAAAGAUUUUGUCACUGAUUCUUUUGUUAGAAUUAGAUCGAGGUAAGUCUGCAACGCUUUUGAUAGUACACGCAGUGCAAGUGUUAUUUAAUACGUCAUAAUUUCAUAGAAGUUUGACGUUUAAAAUGACACUUGCACUGCGUCUGCUGUCAAAAUCGUUGCAGACUUAUCUCGGUCUGACUCUCACAUAGUAGGGAUCUCUUAAUAUGUACUAUAAAACUAGUUAAGAAAGUAUUUAGUACUUAAGUUAUUUUAAUAAUAUGUACUUAGUUUAAGAAAAUGUUUACCAUUCCUUUUUAGGCGCCAUGAGACUAUUAUUUUAUAACUUAGUUUCAAUACCACGAUGUAUUUUUUUUUAAUUCGCUGCUUAUUUUCGUAGUCGACACCAGUGGCGGAUUUGCAGUCUUUGCCGCCGCUAGGCCCCAGGCCCUGUAGCCGCCCCUUUCAAGGCACCCAAUUGACUACAUUUUGAGUUAUUUCUUGUUACCAUCAGCGAAUUUUUUGUCAUAAUUUGCCGCACUAGGCCCGGGCCUACAGUGCCUUAGGGAAAAUCAGCCACUGGUCGACAUCUAGCGUCAAGUAGCGGAUUUAUCAGUACCGCUACUUGACACUAGAUGUCACGAGUGUCGCGCAAACAUACGGAUAGCAAAGUAAAAAUUAUUUAUAAUUUUAUCAAUAAAUAUCUCAAUCUCAAACAAAAAUUAAAAAAUGCGACCUUUUGGAACACCGGUCCAAUCGCUCUUAACCAGCUGAGCUAGGAGUUUCAAGUUGUAUUGAUAAUUUACCAGUAUGUUACCAUUUUUCCUUUAAUAUGAAAAUUCGGAAAAUUAAUACCAAAAUAUUGCUUUGGUAAUCCGCGAAAAGAUGACGUGCUAACCUGUUAUACUUGCGUAUUUUUUACAUGCAAUUUAAUGUAAUUGCAAGUAUAACGGGUUAGCACUGGUUGACUAGCAUGUUAUCUUUUCGCGGAUAGCAAAGUAAUGUUUUGGUAUUAAAUAAUAUAGAUUUUUGAAAAGUAACGCCUGAUAAAUCAUUAUUUGAAAAUUCGGAGAUUCAGAGAUGUGAUGUGACAUUGUAUCUUUAAAGUAAUUAAUAAAUAAUGAAUUUUACAAUUAA